Messenger RNA from Glycine soja, 986 nucleotides. Its product is annotated as 17.5 kDa class I heat shock protein. Bases 241 to 705 code for a protein of 154 amino acids. The transcript has a single exon. NCBI's taxonomy places the organism in Eukaryota, Viridiplantae, Streptophyta, Magnoliopsida, Fabales, Fabaceae. The record is from RefSeq and is a predicted model, not a curated record. Gene Ontology annotation, biological process: protein complex oligomerization; response to hydrogen peroxide; response to salt stress.
CAAGAACCUUCGUACAUGGUGUGGAGAAUUCCAGACGUUUUUAUCGAAUCAUCUGAAACUGGUGAAUUCAACCAAAUUGCAAAAAGUAGGAUUUUUCUGGAACAUACAAGAUUAUCCUUUCACUUCCUUUAAAUACCUCGCGUAUCCCCUUCGUCGUCAUCAAACGAAGAAAAAAGUUACCUGUUUGCGAUCUCAUUACAAUCUCCCAAGUUUCUAAUCUCAGCUAAGAAAAACCAAAAGAUGUCUCUGAUUCCAGGUUUCUUCGGUGGCCGAAGGAGCAACGUCUUCGAUCCAUUCUCACUCGACAUGUGGGAUCCCUUCAAGGAUUUUCAUGUUCCCACUUCUUCUGUUUCUGCUGAAAAUUCUGCAUUCGUGAGCACUCGUGUGGAUUGGAAGGAGACCCCAGAGGCACACGUGUUCAAGGCUGAUAUUCCAGGGCUGAAGAAAGAGGAAGUGAAGGUUCAGAUUGAAGAUGAUAGGGUUCUUCAGAUUAGCGGAGAGAGGAACGUUGAGAAGGAAGACAAGAACGACACGUGGCAUCGCGUGGAGCGUAGCAGUGGUAAGUUCGUGAGAAGGUUCAGAUUGCCGGAGAAUGCAAAAGUGAAUGAAGUGAAGGCUUCUAUGGAAAAUGGGGUUCUCACUGUCACUGUUCCUAAGGAAGAGGUUAAGAAGCCUGAUGUUAAGGCCAUUGAAAUCUCUGGUUGAUCCAUGUUAUGGUUGAAAAUCGUGAGCUUAUCCUUUGUUGUUGUAAUAAGUGUCUUCUGUCUUGUGUGCCUUUGAGAAAAAUCUUCCAUGCAUGCAUUGUGGAUUGUAAUUGCUCCAGUGAUUGAUAACUGUGUGGCUGUGUAAUUCAUGUGAAUAAAGUCCUACCUUCAGAGUUCAGAAUAUAUAAAUAGAUUGUGUAAUGUGAAUUGUAUUUGGCCAAUUGCAUUUGUUAUAGUAGAGAAACUCUUAAGAAUAUAUACAAUAUUCCAUAUUAACGUGAA